GGCGGAAAGGCGCCCCUGCCACUGCGUCGUUAUUGACAGUAAAAGCUGGCAAAUAAUAGGGUUCUGCCUGUACUCUACUCAUACGUAGUUAGUUAGUCCAAGUAGAGAGCUGCCAUGACCGACGCGCUAGAGCUCAGAAAACUCGUGAAAUCACUGCAGCACUCUUCGACCGACCAGGAGAUCGUCGAUCUGCUCAAUGUCCUGAGGAAAGAGGCCAAAAUCACGGAGGCUUUGCUGCGGGAAAGUAAGGCAGGUUUGGCUGUGGGAAAGCUACGCCAGCAUGCAUCGAAGGAGGUGUCCGAUCUCGCGAAGGAGGUGGUGCGCAAGUGGAAGCAAGAGGUCGAGAAGGAAAAGCAGGCUGCCGGUGGCUCCAAAGCCAAUGCUAAUGGGAAAUCUUCUGCCUCAGCACCUGUGCCUAGUCGAAAGUCAUCAGUGGCAUCGGUCACGCCCACUACGCCCACCACGCCUUCUGGGAAUAGUCUCGCAAAUGGGUCUACUCGGUCAUCUAGAUCAGACGGCGUCAACACAAACGUUACAGGAGACAAGACGCGCGAUAAAUGCAUCGAGCUCGUCUAUGAUGCGCUCGCUUCCGAUUCUGGUGCCCCGUCUGAUUUAAUUCUCAGCCGAGCAAAAGCCGUUGAGAGCGCUGUUCUCACAGAAUACAAAGGCACAACCGCCGCGUACAAGACCAAAAUCCGCCAAAUUUUCGUCAACCUCAAAGACAAGAAUAACCCAGGUCUGCGAGAAAGUGUCAUCAGCGGAGAUCUCUCUGCGCAGAAGUUCGCGAAGAUGACAAGUCAGGAAAUGGCGUCAGAAGAACGUAGAGCAGCGGAUCAGAAAAUCAAGGAUGACAAUCUGUUCCAUUCCCUGGGUGCGGAAGAGCAACAGGCUGAGACCGACGCGUUUCAGUGCUCACGCUGCAAGCAGAGAAAGUGUCGCUAUCGUCAAGCGCAGACGAGGAGCGCUGAUGAGCCUAUGACAACAUUUGUGACAUGCACAAACUGUAACAAUAGAUGGAAGUUCUCGUAGACAACCCUACGUCUCUCCGUCUCGGCUUCAAAGCCAUUGUAACCUUGACUCCCUUGCCUCCUACCCUCUUCUCUCAGUCUCUGGGCGAACCGCCCACGGCCGUGCUAGUUUGCUUUACUGUAUUUAUGCAUUUUUCUCUCGAGCUACCAAAGAUCCUGCUUCCAACCUUCUUGGUUCUUUCUUUUGUACUGUGUACUGCUUUGUUUGAGUACAUACGCAUCAUCCUCUCCGCGAUUGCCUUUGACUACAUAAAACAAGUAUCAUCUUGCUCCGUAAGUAUUAUACCACCGUUAUUGUGUUCCAUUCGUUCUACAGCUACACCAAGUUCACUUUCCGUGACUGACGAGAAUCUGACGAGACAUUCUCGAUCG
Molecule: messenger RNA, 1400 nt
Organism: Heterobasidion irregulare TC 32-1
Lineage: Eukaryota; Fungi; Basidiomycota; Agaricomycetes; Russulales; Bondarzewiaceae
Exons: 11
Coding region: 115-1029 (304 amino acids)
Biological process (GO): transcription antitermination; regulation of mRNA 3'-end processing; transcription elongation by RNA polymerase II
Cellular component (GO): nucleus
Molecular function (GO): zinc ion binding; RNA polymerase II transcription regulatory region sequence-specific DNA binding
Source: RefSeq, a predicted model, not a curated record